Molecule: messenger RNA, 1187 nt
Organism: Nothobranchius furzeri (turquoise killifish)
Lineage: Eukaryota; Metazoa; Chordata; Actinopteri; Cyprinodontiformes; Nothobranchiidae
Product: retinal homeobox protein Rx1
Biological process (GO): regulation of DNA-templated transcription
Molecular function (GO): DNA-binding transcription factor activity, RNA polymerase II-specific; sequence-specific double-stranded DNA binding
Source: RefSeq, a predicted model, not a curated record
ACCAGGUAGGAGGGGAAGCUGAGGUGAGACCACCUCCUACUUAAGUGUUACCUUCACUUUCUAGGUAACACCUACCUGCUCAGAGCCGCCCAGCAGCUCGGACUGGAUACAUGCCUCCUGCGUUACUAUCGACUCUUCCUUUAACCUGGAUAGUAAGAUGCUUUUCACCGUUCUAUCAGCAUCUUUUUAAAUUCUACUUGGCCCUUUUUAGCCAUGUUUAGCCCAGGGCAAAUUAUUUCCAGUCUCUUUCCUGCAGUUUUCCAUUCGCCUGCAGCUCACUUCUUCCCGGCAUUCCCAACCAGACUAGGCUCCCCACCCCAGAUCCUGAUACCGGGGCCCUUUUUCAGCUACGAAUCCCUGAGGAAUUACCUUCAACCUGAACCCUGCAAGGAAGCUCUGCUGCUGGCCACUCAGGCGGUGGGGAUUGGGCCCCUAACGGAGAGCCUAGAUGAACAGAGGCCAGUGAAGCAACGGCGUGCACGAGCCAACUACAGCAGCUGGCAGCUGGAGGAGCUGGAGAAAGCGUUUGAGACGACGCACUAUCCAGAUGUCUUCAUGAGGGAAGCCCUGGCCCUCAGACUGGACCUGAUCGAGGCCAGAGUUCAGGUGUGGUUCCAAAACCGCCGAGCCAAGAUGAGGCGGCAGCUGAAGCUCCAAGGCCAAAUUUCACAACCUCACGUGAAAAGCAACAAUGGUGAUUUUUUUGAUAAGAGGUGCAGAGUUUCCAACCCGACAGAAAGUUGUGACAGCGAGGCCUGGGAGAGGCAACAGGAAGGACAGGACUACUCAUGGACAAAAGCCCCAGCUCCUCCGCUGAGCGUGCGUCAGCAGCCGGUGACCCAGAAGUGGGAGAGGGCGGGGGGGCUGAGCUCAGAGGAGCUUCGCUCCUGCAGCAUCGCCGAGCUGAGGGCCAAAGCCAGGGAGCACGAGGCUGAGAUCCACAGACCUGUAAACAUGCCAGCUGGUGACGAACAGCCACAAACACAGGAAACUGACGCCGUGCUCAGUGACUGAUCUUCUUCCUGUUUGUGCAGAGAUGAAAAACAAAGUAAAUGGUUUUUACUUCUGAGGAUGAAUUUUAACAUUUAGCUUUAUUCACUUCUGCAUUUAGGUAAUCUGUUUCAUUUCUCUAAAACUACAAAGAAACAUUAUCUUUUUGUGUAAAAAGUAAUGUUUGUAUUAAAAAU